GGGGCGGCGGGGUGAGGCGGCGGCGCUCGCGUCGCUCGGCCCCUUUCCGUGUCGGCCCUCGCAGAGGGAGCAUCGCGCGCUGCCGCCACCGCCCGGCCCGCCCCGCCCCGCGCCGCCGCCAUGGCCAAGGCCGAGUCCCCGAAGGAGCCGGAGCAGCUCCGCAAGCUCUUCAUCGGGGGCCUGAGCUUCGAGACCACGGACGAGAGCCUGCGCAGCCACUUCGAGCAGUGGGGCACGCUCACCGACUGCGUGGUGAUGCGGGACCCCAACACGAAGCGCUCGCGGGGCUUUGGCUUCGUCACCUACUCCUCGGUGGAGGAGGUCGAUGCUGCCAUGAACGCGCGGCCGCACAAGGUGGACGGCAGGGUGGUGGAGCCCAAACGGGCCGUGUCCAGAGAGGACUCGCAGCGGCCCGGGGCGCACCUGACGGUGAAGAAGAUCUUCGUGGGCGGCAUCAAGGAGGACACGGAGGAGCAUCACCUGCGCGAUUACUUCGGGCAGUACGGCAAGAUCGAGGUCAUCGAGAUCAUGACCGACCGCGGCAGCGGCAAGAAGCGCGGCUUUGCCUUCGUCACCUUCGACGACCACGACUCCGUGGACAAAAUCGUCAUCCAGAAGUACCACACGGUGAACGGGCACAACUGCGAGGUGCGCAAGGCGCUGUCCAAGCAGGAGAUGGCCAGCGCCUCGGCCGGCCAGCGAGGCCGCAGCGGCUCCGGGAACUUCGGCGGCGGUCGGCGGGGCGGCUUCGGCGGCGGUGACAACUUCAACCGCGGCGGCAACUUCGGCGGCCGUGGUGCCUUUGGCGGCGGCCGCGGCGACGGAUUUAAUGGAUUUGGUGCUGACGGCAGCAAUUUCGGGGGCGGGGGCAGCUACAACGACUUCGGCAGCUACAACAACCAGGCCUCAAGCUUUGGGCCCAUGAAGGGCGGCAGCUUCGGGGGGCGCAGCUCGGGGCCCUACGGCGGCGGCGGCUACGGCAGCUCCAGCGGCGGCGGCAGCUACGGAGGAGGGAGAAGGUUUUAACGGCCAGGAGCCGGAGCCGGGCGGGAGCUGGGGCGGCCCCUGGAGCCAGCGCGGGGCCGGGCCGAGCCCCCGGGACCCCCGGGACCCCCGGGCUGGCCGUGCCCGGGUCCCCCCGCAGUUCCCCGCUGUGUCCUGUACCCCCCCCCUCAAUAAAUGUCU
Camarhynchus parvulus is the source of this 1185-nucleotide messenger RNA. It is a transcript of the gene HNRNPA1, whose product is annotated as heterogeneous nuclear ribonucleoprotein A1. NCBI's taxonomy places the organism in Eukaryota, Metazoa, Chordata, Aves, Passeriformes, Thraupidae. Gene Ontology annotation, molecular function: RNA binding. The record is from RefSeq and is a predicted model, not a curated record.